CGUGACGAUGAGUCUGUGCUGUUUACGGCGAGUCAUAUGGCCGCUUUCUUUUCGGCCUGUCUAUGCUUAAUGGCCCGCCGAGACGCCCUUCCAUUCGACUUCUUUCGAGCAAGCCGACAAGGGAUUCCUCGACUCCCGGCAUUCGAUGACUGUAUGACUGCAAUGUUACAUAAGAGUCAGCUAGAAAGUGUGCCGCAUCGGUCACUCGCAGCAGUCCUGGCUUCAGCUCUUUUAAUGCAGGCCUGCCCUCCUGCAGCUCAUCACUUCUCUGCACAGAAGACCUUCGAUGUAUGUUUCCGUAGCGCGGUCUCGUCUUCACUGGAUAACUGCUAUCUCAAAACAGGGCUGGAGCCAAAGACGGUAGCCCAUCGAACGCUACGUGAUCAAGUAACGCAAUUCGUACGACGCAUGUUCGUAGAGAGAUGGGAGGUAAUGGAGCGGCAAGGCGUAACCAGCGCUACCUUGCACCGCCAACUCCUGCAGGAUCCGGAUGUACGGUGUCACUGGUCCAGAGUACAAAGCAACGCAUUCUGCUCGAUCUGCGUAUUCAGGCGGCCCGAACACGUAUUGAAAUGCAAGCACGCAGUAUGUGACUGGUGUGCCAUGACAUUCGGCUGGGGCAGCCCUCGGGAGGAAUACACUUACGAGAUUAAAACGUGCCUCGCGUGCAACGAUUCGGGUGACUUACUCAUCCGCCUGAAACCGCCUACGGCUGGAGUCAGGAUACUAAGCAUCGACGGGGGCGGAGUGCGCGGAGUGGUACCUCUCGAAUUCCUUAGGUUGGUCCAAGGCUCCAUUGGUGAGAAUACACGCAUACAAGAGUACUUUGAUCUAGGACUAGGCACCAGUGCAGGCGGCCUUAUCGUCCUGGGACUCUUCUCACGCCGAUGGGAUGUUCACGACUCGCUUCUAAGAUUUCGCCGCCUAGCAAGCCAAUUUUUCACAACCACGAUGUCGGAAACCUUUCCACCGCUUGCACGCUUUUAUUCAUAUUUGCGCUGUAUCGUGCGCGAUAGUUGUUACAGAGAGGAUUCCCUCAACGAAACACUGCGGAAAAGCUUUGGAGUGCAUAACAGGCUAUUUGACUACCCGGAAGCUGGUAUAUCACAAUGGAAACUUUUCGCGCCAUUCACGAUAGAAGGCGUGGGCACCUUUCAAGACGGUGGACUGCGUCACAACAACCCGAUCAAUAUUGCGCUCUGGGAGAGCAGCCGCAUAUGGGACCGGGAUGUAUCCAAGGACGUUGUGCUAUCACUUGGUACUGGCGCAGGGGCGAGCCCAACAAGCCCGGAUGUGACGCGGAAAGCCCGGACGUUUCACGAUAAAUUCGUUCCGCGACUUGUCCGUUCGUUCAUGACAAGCCUCGAUGGGGAAACAACAUGGCGAGCCCUGCUCAACUCUGUUCAGGACGAUUCCGCGCAGCGAUACUUCAGGCUCAACCUACAUUUCAAUACAAAGGAGCCUCGAUUAGACGACGUUGCAGCAAUGGCUCGGCUCUCUAAGCAGGUUUUGGCAUCCAAGGAUGACGAAACAAUUGGGGACAUUAAGUUCGCCUUGCUAUCGUCUUGUUUCUUCUUUGAACUCAGGCACGCGCCGAGAUACGACAAUUCAGGCUUCUACGUCUGUCAUGGGGAGAUCCGGAUUCGGGGAAACUCGUCGGAAGUCCUUACUAGCCUGUCUCAGAUGUGGCAGGGACCUAUUGAGUUCAACAAGGACUCAACGUCGCUUGGCACAAUUAAUGCACUUACGGACGUCUGCUCUCAGUGCGGCAAGUAUCGCAAGAAGGUGUGCUUCUUCGUAAGACACCCUACCGAAACAAUCUCGAUUUCUAUUAUCAUAGACGGACGGAAGCGAUCAGUCAGUGGCUUCCCACAAAGUAUGGCGUGGUUUUCGGAGACGCAGCACCUGCACACGCCAUUCUACACCCAGGAGAGCGUUCAGAGACUGCCGCACUCGUGCCCCUGUCGCAAAAGCGACACUUACGGAGCCUCGAAGCGAAGACACAACGAUACACUGCCGCUACAGGAAUGUCGAAAACGAGCUCGAACGACCAUUCCUCCACUCCAACAAGCAGAUAAGCCCAGACGGCGCUUGCGCUCUGCCCGUUUGUAGUGUUGAUUGCGUAUAGUGCAGCAGUGGACAGACAUG
Baudoinia panamericana UAMH 10762 is the source of this 2148-nucleotide messenger RNA. RefSeq lists its product as uncharacterized. Lineage: Eukaryota; Fungi; Ascomycota; Dothideomycetes; Mycosphaerellales; Teratosphaeriaceae. The transcript has 4 exons. Gene Ontology annotation, cellular component: membrane. Gene Ontology annotation, biological process: arachidonate metabolic process. The record is from RefSeq and is a predicted model, not a curated record. Bases 37 to 2112 code for a protein of 691 amino acids.